Taeniopygia guttata (zebra finch) is the source of this 3525-nucleotide messenger RNA. It is a transcript of the gene PNPT1, whose product is annotated as polyribonucleotide nucleotidyltransferase 1. Gene Ontology annotation, molecular function: polyribonucleotide nucleotidyltransferase activity; RNA binding; 3'-5'-RNA exonuclease activity. Gene Ontology annotation, biological process: mitochondrial mRNA catabolic process; mitochondrial RNA 3'-end processing. Gene Ontology annotation, cellular component: mitochondrion; cytosol. Lineage: Eukaryota; Metazoa; Chordata; Aves; Passeriformes; Estrildidae. The record is from RefSeq and is a predicted model, not a curated record.
CCUGCCCGGGGCGCUAUGGCGGCCGCCACGAGCUGCGGCCGCGCCGCGCUGGGCGCGCUGUCCCGGGAUGGCGGCGGGGCCGCGGCGCGGUGGCAGCGAGUCCUGCCCCCGGGCCGCCCCGUCCUGCCGUGGGUGCCCGCCCGCGGCGCCGCGGCGGGGCCCAAGCCCGGGCGGGCCGUGACGGUGGAGGUGGGCGGCAGAAAGAUGGAGCUGUCUUCUGGAAAACUUGCAAAGUUUGCUGAUGGAUCUGCUGUUGUUCAGCUAGGUGACACAGCAGUGAUGGUCACAGCAGUCAGCAAAACCAAGCCCUCUCCAUCUCAGUUUAUGCCAUUAGUGGUUGACUACCGGCAGAAAGCUGCUGCAGCAGGAAGAAUUCCUACAAACUAUCUAAGAAGAGAGCUUGGUUCCACUGAUAAAGAAAUUCUUACAAGCAGAGUAAUAGAUCGGUCAAUCAGACCACUCUUCCCUGCAGGCUACUUUUAUGAUACGCAGAUCCUUUGUAAUCUUUUAGCAGUAGAUGGUGUCAAUGAUCCUGAUAUUCUGGCAAUUAAUGGAGCUUCUGCAGCACUUGCCUUGUCUGAUAUCCCCUGGAAUGGUCCUAUUGGUGCAGUGAGGGUAGGGCUGGUGGAUGGAGAGACUGUUAUCAAUCCAACUCGGAAAGAGAUGUCCUCUAGUGCUCUAAAUUUAGUUGUUGCUGGAGCUCUACACAGUCAAGUUGUUAUGUUGGAAGCAACUGCUGAGAACAUCUUGCAGCAAGACUUCUGCCAUGCCAUCAAAGUGGGGGUGAAGCAGACCCAGCAGAUCAUCCAGGCCAUUCAGCAGCUGGUGAAAGAGCAGGGUGUGGUCAAGAGAACUGUCCAGAAAUUAUUUAUUGCUCCUGAAGAGAUUGUGGAACUUGCAAAGAAACUUGCUUCUAACAAGAUCUAUGCAGUGUUCACAGAUUCAAGCCAUGAUAAAAUUUCGAGAGAUGAGGCGAUCAACAAAAUAAGGCUUGAAACAGAAGAACAGCUGAAAGAAAAAUUUCCGGAGGCUGAGCCUUACGAAAUCAUGGAAUCUUUCAACGUGGUUUCAAAGGAUAUUUUUAGAAAUCUAGUGCUAAAUGAAUAUAGAAGGUGUGAUGGGAGAGAUUUGACUUCCCUCAGAGACAUUAAAUGUGAAGUGAACAUGUUCAGAAUGCUUCAUGGAUCAGCCUUAUUUCAAAGAGGUCAAACACAGGUUCUGUGUACAGUUACAUUUGACUCUUUAGAAUCGAGUGUAAAGUCAGAUCUUAUCUCCACAGCAGUGAGUGGAAUUAAAGAUAAAAACUUCAUGCUGCAUUAUGAGUUUCCACCUUAUGCAACCAAUGAAAUUGGCAAAGUUACUGGGAUGAACAGACGAGAGCUUGGACAUGGUGCACUGGCAGAACGAGCUUUGAAACCAGUUAUACCCCAGGAUUUCCCAUUCACAAUCCGAGUUACUUCUGAAGUCUUAGAAUCAAAUGGGUCUUCCUCAAUGGCUUCUGCAUGCGGUGGAAGUUUAGCAUUAAUGGAUGCAGGAGUUCCAGUGUCAAAUGCAGUGGCAGGUGUAGCCAUAGGCCUCGUUACCAAGUGCAGUCAGGGAAAAGGGGAUAUUGAGGACUAUCGCUUGCUGACAGACAUCCUGGGAAUUGAAGAUUACUAUGGAGAUAUGGAUUUCAAGAUGGCAGGCACCAAUAAAGGGAUAACAGCACUGCAGGUUGAUCUAAAGCUGCCAGGGAUACCAAUAAAAAUUGUGGUGGAAGCUAUUCAGCAAGCUACAGCUGCAAAGAGGGAGAUUUUACACAUUAUGAACCAAACACUGGCAAAACCCAGACCUAACAGAAAAGAAAGUGGACCAGUUGUAGAAACUAUCCAUGUUCCAUUAUCAAAAAGAUUAAGAUUCGUUGGUCCUGGGGCUUACAAUUUGAAAAAACUUCAAGCACAGACUGGUGUGACUGUAAGUCAGCUGGAUGAAGAGACAUAUUCCGUGUUUGCCCCCACGCCGGGGGCAAUGCACGAAGCCAGGGAAUUCAUUGGGGAAAUCUGCAAAGAUGAUCAAGAAGUUAAUUUGGAAUUUGGGGCAAUUUAUACAGCCACAAUUACUGAAAUAAGAGAUUCUGGAGUGAUGGUAAAACUGUACCCAAACAUGACCCCAGUAUUACUUCAUAUUUCACAGCUGGAUCAAAGAAAGAUUAAACACCCUAGUGCCCUGGGAUUAGAAGUUGGACAUGAAAUCCAGGUUAAAUACUUUGGCCGUGAUCCCACUGAUGGCAGAAUGAGGCUUUCACGUAAAAUUCUGCAGUCCCCGGCCACCAGCACCCUGAAAACCCUGACAGAAAAAAACAGCAUUGUCCUGGGAGGGGCUGUUUCACAGACAUCCACCUCAUCCCAGUGACAGGAAAAAAGGUGUGAUAGUUGGUGAAAAUACAAGUGACCUUUGCUAGAAUUUCUACAUGUCCUCACAAGAAUCUGAAGGUGGAUGGUAGUGAAUCAUAUUUAUAAAAUAGACACUAUUUAUGCUUAAAGGUGAUGUAGAACUUCAAGGCCUUCAAGUUGAUUAAAAACUUGAAAAUAAAACCAGGAGAAAGCAGUGCCCUCAUCUUGUGUAGCAAGGUUGAGAUGAGAAUACAAGAACAUGGAAUUCUGUAGACUGAGAAGAUAUUUCAGUGCUAAAGGUUAUUCUCCUUUGAGUUAUCGACUCAAAAUAAAACUGUGAAUAUGAGAAGUAAGAACUGAACAACUCUUCUGGGGGAGAAAGAAUUAUCCUGUAUGCUUGGUCAAGAGUCACACUUGGCCAAAGUUUUAUUGGCUUUUCAGUGCACAAGAAUGUUGAGCAAGUCAUAAAGACUUAGAAGUGUCACCUUUAACAUGAUGGACUCUGUUUUAGAUUAAUACAUCACUCUUAAAAUGUUCAGACCUGCAGCAGAAUAUAUCUCAGCAUAUCUGAGCAGAACUUGGCUGAAACAUCACCCCUUAUCACCUGGGUUCAUUAGCACUGACUUUUAAAAUGCAUAAUUAAAACAUUAAAAUUAAAAUACUUUUUUUGGAAUGAACAAUUGAUGUGAUAAAUCUUUCCCUGAAACACUCAUUAAGAAUCUCUUAGUCCUAUUAAUUACAUUGCAUCAGUGAGUUCACUGGUUUCUUUUAGACUUCAAAACAUUUCCCAGGGGCUCGUGAGAGUGACUCGUUUUUCUACUGUGAGGUACAUACUUUAAAAAUCAAACAGGGUCCUUCUGCUGUUCACCAGUUUGUAUGCAGGACUAAUAAGAAAAUCAACUUCCCACCUGGUGGCAGGUAGGCUCUGAACCACCUGGAAGAAAAAAUAAAGCAUGGGGGAGAGGAGAAGUGGGAAUGUACAGUAAAAAUUACUCCUUUUUUUAAUUCUAACUUAAAGUAUUAAAGAAGAAAGAAAUUACUGGCAUGCUGCUCUGUAGUUGUUUCUGUCUUUCAUGAUGUAAGAUUGAAAAAUAGAAAAAGUUUGGAAAGAUUGACGAAAGAUUUCUUUGGCAAUCUUUUCCUCCUCUUUGAA